AUGGGAGAAAUCUCAAGCAUGCAAUUGGGGGUUAUAGGGGCAUUGUUUCUGUCGGUGGCAUCAUCGGUGUCCAUUGUCAUAUGCAACAAAGCCUUGAUGAGCAAUCUUGGUUUUCAAUUUGCCACGACAUUGACAAGCUGGCAUCUGUUGGUGACGUAUUGCACACUCCACGUGGCACUUAAGUUAAAAUUCUUUGAAAACAAGCCAAUUGACAUGAAGACUGUGACAUUGUUUGGCAUAUUAAAUGGAGUUUCUAUUGGCUUUCUUAACUUAAGUCUUGGCUUUAAUUCUAUUGGCUUUUACCAGAUGACAAAACUUGCAAUUAUACCUUUCACUGUGCUGCUAGAAACCAUUUUCUUGAAUAAACAAUUCAGCCGGAAUAUAAAGUUGUCUCUCGGAGUCCUCCUGAUCGGCGUCGGCAUCGCCUCCGUCACCGAUCUCCAGCUCAAUUUUGUUGGGACAGUCCUUUCCCUCCUUGCCAUCAUAACAACUUGUGUUGGCCAAAUUCUUACCAACACAAUACAAAAGAGGUUGAACAUCUCAGCUACCCAGCUGCUAUACCAAUCAGCACCAUUUCAAUCUGCAAUUCUUUUUGUGACAGGGCCUUUGUUGGAUCAAUUCCUCACCAACCAAUCUGUUUUUUCCUAUAAUUAUUCACCAAUGGUAUUGGGAUUUAUAGCACUUUCAUGCUUGAUUGCUGUGUCAGUGAACUUCAGCACAUUCUUGGUGAUUGGGAAGACAUCACCUGUGACAUAUCAAGUGUUGGGGCACUUGAAAACAUGUCUUGUUCUUGGGUUUGGGUAUACACUGCUGCAUGAUCCCUUCACUGCUAGGAACAUUAUUGGAAUUUUGGUUGCCAUUGUUGGAAUGGGCUUGUACUCCUAUUUCUGCACACAUGAAACCAAGAGGAAGUCACACUCAUAUGGAGAAUUAUCCUCUUUGUCUCAAGACAAAGACAGGGAUAACACCACACCACUUUUGGUGGCCAAGAACAUUAGUUAUCAGCAAGAAAAGGAAAACCAUGGAGCCAAGGACUCCCUCGUUUAGACUAGACUAGGUUUUCUUGAAUUCGUACAUUCUACAUGGUACGUGCAGAAGAAAUGAAGUUUUUGGCCUUUACCAGAUAAACCAAUACAAUGUUG
Molecule: messenger RNA, 1142 nt
Organism: Ipomoea nil (Japanese morning glory)
Lineage: Eukaryota; Viridiplantae; Streptophyta; Magnoliopsida; Solanales; Convolvulaceae
Exons: 7
Coding region: 1-1047 (348 amino acids)
Cellular component (GO): Golgi apparatus
Molecular function (GO): UDP-xylose transmembrane transporter activity; antiporter activity
Source: RefSeq, a predicted model, not a curated record